This is a messenger RNA of Scylla paramamosain (green mud crab), 931 nucleotides long. RefSeq lists its product as uncharacterized. The transcript has 6 exons. Bases 1 to 720 code for a protein of 239 amino acids. Lineage: Eukaryota; Metazoa; Arthropoda; Malacostraca; Decapoda; Portunidae. The record is from RefSeq and is a predicted model, not a curated record.
AUGCCAGAGAGACUCACGGAGCGUCUGGUAUUGUGGCUGUGGCUUAUGACUGUGUUGGUACUUAUGAGGACCUACAGUGGCUCUCUUACCUCCCUGCUUGCGGUCAAGACAGUGGAGAUAAAAUACGACUCCCUGCGGGACGCCCUGGACGACCCUGCCCUGACUCUGGUGCUGGAGGGAUCAACGGCACUCACCGGACACCUCCAGAAAGCGAGUGAGGGAGUGUUCGGCGAGUUAGCGGAGGCUGUGGGGAGUCGCGGGAUGAAGGUAAGGGCGAGUCAGAUGCAAGAAGUGGCAGCCAGAGUGCUCCCCGACGGCCGGCACGCGAUGUUCCUUGAGAAGAUUGGCUGUAACAAGCUGUUCUCUGACUACUUCAGCCGCACCGGAAGAUGUGAUUUCUAUUUCUCACGCGGUGUGUUCUGGCCUCUCCUCUACGCCCUUAUCACGCCCCUGCACAGCCCUCUUCUGCCCCUCAUCAAUGCCAGGAUCCUGGCGGUGCGGGAGUUCGGGGUGUACGAGGUGUGGGCCAAAGCAAUGACACCCAACAUGACCCACUGCCUCACUAUGCCCACCAAACUCAAAUUUCAGGGAGCCUUAUUCCCUGCAGCACUUGUGGGUUGUCUUCCUGUUGAUGGGCGCUGGGGAAUCAUGGCUGCGGCGGGGGACCUUCCUGAUGGAGGUGGUAAUGGGGUGGAAAUGAUGAUGAUGGCCACCCCUUGACGCCUCUUCCUCCUCUUACACCUCCGCUGCCUCUCUGGGCCUCGCUCGCUGUCUACCCAUCGGCUUGUUACGAAAUCUGCUCAUGUUGUUCUUGUUUCUCUUUGCUUGUUACUCGUUUAUCUGCUUACUAAUCUUUCUUUUUAUUUACUACGUUGGUUUCUUAUGAUGUCUAGUUAUGUUGCUAUGUUUAUUUAUCUGUUUGUUUGUUUGU